Messenger RNA from Fusarium oxysporum Fo47, 1020 nucleotides. Its product is annotated as RING-H2 finger protein. Gene Ontology annotation, biological process: protein ubiquitination. Lineage: Eukaryota; Fungi; Ascomycota; Sordariomycetes; Hypocreales; Nectriaceae. The coding region runs from base 46 to 684 and encodes 212 amino acids. The transcript has 2 exons. The record is from RefSeq and is a predicted model, not a curated record.
GCUUAUUUCUCUCUCAUUUCACAACUCGUAAUACUCGUGGCACGCAUGGCACAAUCCGAGGACCCGUCAAACAGCCAUGACACCAACCAUGACAACAAAACAACUACAAUGUGGGGGAUCAUCCUCUGCGUCGUAGUCAUUCUGGUCAUCUGCAUCAUCUGCUUCGUACACUGGCUCCUGCGAAAUAAUCAUAUGCCACGGCCUCUGGAAACUCAGCUUCCGCGAUUUCGAACGAGCUCCGGUCUGGGAAAGUUUGCCGUGGAGAGCAUGCCGACCGUCACUUAUCAUCAUCGGAUACACUCCAAGCAGAUUCACACGCAAGCCCAAAUGACUCCAUACAUGUUUCGAAAGGCACGAAAACCGAAACUCGAAAGUUUGCAGCGCUAUUUCACGAUACCUAAUUUGUCGAAUGUCACCGACCGAAAUGCACGGCAAGCAGAUGAACGCACUUCUCCGGCGUGUUCUAUCUGCACUGAAGAUUUUUUUGAGGGAACAAAUUUAAGGAAAUUACCAUGCGGUCACCUCUUUCAUCCACAAUGCAUUGAUCCGUGGUUGAUAGGACGAUCGCGGACUUGCCCACUAUGUCGCGUUGAUCUGGCCACUUUGAUCAAUCUGACGAAACCGCAAGCAGUGCAUUCAUUUGAUACACGAGGACGUGCAUAUCAUUCGCAAGCUGCAAGAUAAUGAUACUACGAAAUACCCAUAAGACAAUGACCAGCGAUUUGCGACGAGGAGCAUGGCCAGGGCGUUUCACAGUGUAAUGCACAUUCCCUCCAGAUAAAAAUUGCAAAACAUGUUUCUUCCUUGCUGCGAAAGCGGCAAUUAAUUAGACUACAUGGCGAUCCAUUCGCGAUCUCAUAAUAAACGCAGAGGUGAGUGUUGUAUGGACUGCCCAAAGACACCAAAGACUUCAUACCAACAUAAAUGAAGCCCAGCAAACUUCCUCGGCUCUUGCCAAAUGAGCUCUGAGCCAGCUUCAAAGACUAGAAUAUGAUUCCCAUUACGAAAUCUGUCUCAUUU